Messenger RNA from Aspergillus bombycis, 1008 nucleotides. RefSeq lists its product as uncharacterized. The transcript is spliced from 2 exons. The record is from RefSeq and is a predicted model, not a curated record. The coding region runs from base 1 to 1008 and encodes 335 amino acids. Lineage: Eukaryota; Fungi; Ascomycota; Eurotiomycetes; Eurotiales; Aspergillaceae.
AUGACACCCCACGACCACACCCUCUUCACAACAGUCCCCUACACCUCCGACAUCCCAUUCCCAGACCACGACGACCUCGAUUUCUCGCUCAGUGACGUGUUCGCCACGGGAAUGCUCGAGCAUGCGCCGCACUGGGACCUGGACCUGGACAUGGCGGGAAAACCGGCGGGAGAAUUCCCCGUGCCGACUGACUUUGGGUUUAAUUAUCCGGUGGAUUUGGUGGAGCUGGGAUGGGAGGGGGAAUCAAACACAAGAACCCAACCCAACAACAGCAGCAACAGCAUUAAGCACGCUCCUCCGCUCAACCUCCUACCAAGCCACCCAGCGAGCCCUGUACAUGACCACGCCCACACCCACAACACCAACCGCAACACCAACCACUCCGAAAGAAGGCCCAGUCCCCCCCACCACCACCACCACCACAACAAUAACAGCGCAAUCUACCCUCCCAGCUCACCCACAACCCCUCCCGACACAAUCUCCAGCGACACCGAGAGCAUAUCCUUCGGACCGCGCACGCCGCCCUCGCACAGCUACACACCCACCUACACAUUCAACACGGACUACCACAACUCCCCCAAUCUAAAAAAGCGCAAAGGGCUCCACCAUCACCACCACACAUACACAUACAAUUACCCAGAACCAAGCGGAGACGACGGGGAAGAGUUCUCGCUCGGCGUUUUACCCGAGGACCCUGUCUUCUACCCUUCUACCACUACUAGUACUGGUAGUGGACACCAUCAGAACCCGAAACGCCGACGUUCUGCCGUGGAUGCACGUUCUCCAUCUCCGCCGUCUCAACCGUCUCCGUACCAAGAAUCGCAACCACAACCACAACCAGAAGCAGAAGCAGAGCACGAUAUUUUCACACCCCUAGAAAUGCCCGACGGCAGCACGCGCUUCACCUCCAACUGGUUGCCCGUGGACCCGUCCGGCGGAUUCACGAUUUGUCCGGAUCCGUUGGCAGCGGGGGGUUGGGGCGAGGCGUUUGUGAGCGUUGAUGGGUGA